Messenger RNA from Cladophialophora psammophila CBS 110553, 870 nucleotides. RefSeq lists its product as uncharacterized. Lineage: Eukaryota; Fungi; Ascomycota; Eurotiomycetes; Chaetothyriales; Herpotrichiellaceae. The record is from RefSeq and is a predicted model, not a curated record. The transcript is spliced from 3 exons. The coding region runs from base 1 to 870 and encodes 289 amino acids.
AUGACUUCAGCAGCAGAUCUCCGAAUCUCCACGCUGUUCGAUGUCAGCAACCACGUUGUGCUGGUGACUGGAGGGGCAACCGGCCUGGGUGAAAUGGCGGCUCAAGGUUUCAUCCAGAACGGGGCACGGGUCUUCAUUGCCAGUCGGAAAGAGUCCGAGUUGAAGAAGACGUCGGAUCGGUUGAACGCGUUGGGACCAGGCAAGUGCGAAUACAUUGUGGCCGACUUGAAAGACAAGGCUGGCUGUGACGGGCUAGUCAACGAGGUGAAAAAGCGAACGGAUCGCUUGACCGUGUUGGUCAAUAACACAGGCGCCACCUGGGGAGCUCCGUAUGACGACUUCCCUGAAAGUGGGUGGGACAAACUGAUGGCAUUGAAUGUCAAGUCCAUCUUCUACAUGACCGUCGGAUUGCACGACCUGCUGCUGAAGGGGACCAACGCCGACAUGCCCUCGCGGGUCAUCAACGUCGCCUCCAUGGCAGGCAUCCAGACGAGCGACGUCACCACAACUGGAGAAGGAGGGCUUUCGGCACCGGGUCACGGCACCUUCAGCUAUGGGCCAUCCAAAGCAGCAUGCAUCCAUCUCAGCAAGUUGCAGGCGUCCAAGUUAGCGCCAUUGAACAUCAUGGUCAACUGUAUCUGCCCCGGCGUCUUCCCAUCUCGAAUGACGAACUUCGGCAUUAACAAAUACAUGGACACUCUACUAGAACGACAACCCACCGGACGAGUUGGCAAGCCGUCUGACUUUGCAGGUUUGGUGAUUUUCCUCAGCAGCCAAGCAUCGGCCCAUAUGACAGGCAAUGUGAUUGAGAUUGAUGGUGGCAGCACGCUCACCGGCUGGAGAGCAAGGAAGAGGGACAGCAAGAUCUAG